GAGGCAGACCCACCCACACUCAUACGCUGAGGUUAAAAAUCACAUAUCACUGUGCACAUCUUUAGACGGAGUUAAGAAGUUAACCGGUAACAAGGGGACACCGGAGCAGUGAAUGACAGUCUUUUCAAUGACUUAACUGUGUGUUAGUACCCACUCUCUGUGGAGGAGGAAGAGUGUGUUCAGUCCGGCUCAUUGCCUCAGCAGUAAUGUAAUCUGAUGUCUUCACAAAUUCAAGAAGAGAAGACAUCAAAACACCAUAUACAACACCGAAGUGCCACACAGUGGAAAGGAGUUGUCUGACAUCAGAUAUUUCCUCAACUAUCCAAUCCAACAUCUUGUUCAGUAUGCCUCUGUACAUCCAUGCCUUGGCAUGUGCUUUCGGUCUGGGCUCCUGGGUGUCCAUCAAUGGCUUGUGGGUGGAGCUUCCUCUGAUCGUCAAUGUUCUGCCGGAGGCCUGGGAUUUACCCUCGUACCUCACAGUCAUCAUUCAGUUUGCUAACUUAGGUCCUCUGCUGGUGACCCUGGCACACAAAUUCUGUCCCGGGCGACUACGUGAACAUCUGGUCAUCUAUGUGGUCUUGUCAAUUGGUGUUGUAGCUUGUGUCCUGCUUGCUGUGUUUUGGAAGAACACCACCGUGAUCCUCGGGCAACCGCAUAGCACAGCAUUUUUCAUUCUCACGUUUUUUCUCGCUCUAGUUGACUGCACCUCAUCCGUCACCUUCCUGCCGUUCAUGAUGCAACUUCCAGCCAAAUACAUCACCACAUACUUCAUUGGAGAAGGUCUGAGCGGUCUGGUCCCAGGGCUGGUGGCGCUGGCGCAAGGAGUCGGGAUGGCGAAAUGUGUCAAUGUGUCGCACGUUUUGGAUAACCUCACUGAGCCCGAACCUUCAACCUUCAUCAUGGAGACACAGUACCUCCCUCCUAAUUUCUCAACUGAGAUCUUCUUCUCCUUCUUGGCCAUAAUGACAGCAAUAAGCUUGGGUUCCUUCAUCAUAUUAAACCGCAUGCCUCGUACAUUUGAACUUUCCACUGAAAAUCUCGUCCCGGACUCAGAUGCUGUCGCAACAGUCUGCAGGGGUUUGGAAGGCCCUAUGGACCCCAAUCCAAAGACAAACAAUCCAGAAGAAGAGGAAAAACUGAGAAACGGAGUUCUGCUUCCUAAACCGCUGCACUCCGGUUAUCAGCUAGCAUUUAUCUAUUUAAUGGUUCUGUGGGUGAACGGUGCAACAAACGGACUGCUGCCCUCAGUGCAGACGUUCUCCUGCAUGCCUUAUGGAAAUAUGGCCUAUCACCUGUCAGCUGCUCUCUCGGCGGUAGCCAAUCCAGUGGCCUGCAUCAUUGCCAUGUUUUUCCCUAAACGUUCAUUAGUAUUUCUGGGCAUCCUGUGUCUGCUGGGCUCUGUUUUUGGAGGCUACAAUAUGGCCAUGGCUGCCAUGAGUCCCUGCCCCUUACUCCAAGAUACACCCUUAGGGGACGCUAUUAUAGUUUUGUCCUGGGUGUUCUUCACUGGUCUGCUGUCCUAUGUGAAGGUGAUGGUGGGUGUGAUUCUGAGGGACCGGAGUCACAGUGCCCUCGUUUGGUGUGGAGCAGCAGUUCAGGCAGGCUCUUUGUUAGGCUCCAUCAUUAUGUUUCCCCUGAUUAACAUCUAUCACCUCUUCCAAUCGGGAGACGUUUGCAACACCGUAUGCCCAUUAUAAUACGUGUCUAAGAAGACUAUUUGGGGAAUGAACUUUUACACUCUGAGCUAAUGAUGGUGACCUAACGUUUAACGAACAUUUGGCACUUCCUUAGAUCUGCUUUCAUGCUCUUCUCUUUUAUUUUCACAUUAACUUAACUUUUGUGCAUUUAUUUUUUAUUUUUAUAAUUGUGGAUUAUUAUUUAUGAUGUUGUGAGUUCCUGAUAUCUGGAAACAUCCACAAGUGGUUUGUGGAUUACCAGUAUAUUUCCUUCCAAUAUUAAAGCAAAAUCUGAUGGUUAAAUCAUUCAAUAAUUUUUCAUUGUAAAUGCUAUUAUAGAGUUAAAUGAAUGUUCUCUGUUGAAUGAAUGUUCAAGUGAAGCACUAUCAGUUCUGUGGUGUGUUGUCAGUUACCACAGAUAAUAAUUUUGGCUCGCCUCUCAAUCUGUAUCUCAAUCAGUCUACAGACUUGUGUGGGUGUAUUGUUCUCUUUGUAAACAGUCGUCUUCUGUUCCUUGCUUAUAUUAUGUGAAAGCUUCAUGGUUUAAUGGCUUUGUAUGGUCAUUAUAGGAGUUUUUUGAUAAAACGUGUUAAACAUUUUUUUUUUACUUUUUUUUUUUUUACUUGAAAGGCUUGUUGCCAUACUUUCAACACUUUUUUUUUUUU
Molecule: messenger RNA, 2341 nt
Organism: Carassius auratus (goldfish)
Lineage: Eukaryota; Metazoa; Chordata; Actinopteri; Cypriniformes; Cyprinidae
Product: solute carrier family 52, riboflavin transporter, member 3-A
Exons: 4
Coding region: 345-1697 (450 amino acids)
Biological process (GO): riboflavin transport
Cellular component (GO): plasma membrane
Molecular function (GO): riboflavin transmembrane transporter activity
Source: RefSeq, a predicted model, not a curated record